UCAUCCACUUCCUAAAUUCAAUACCCAACACGUACGUAUAUGUAAAUUUCCCUGCAGAAAGGAUCCACUCUUGCAUAUGUAAUGAGUUCGAUUAAACCCGGGACAAAAGUUUUUUUCCACUCCUCGACUCUCUGUAGACGGGUCAGUGGAUUCGUAACGCGGAAACCCUGUGCUGAUUUUUGUUUUGGCGAGGUAUCGAAAAGUAGUGUCGCUUGAAGAAGAAGGUAAUCAAGAUUGUACCGUUUCUCCUUGGUGGCGAUUUGUUUGCCCGCCUUUGGGACCAAAAUCUCUCUUCUUCUGAAGUUAAGGAGACAUCGAAACUCGAGACAGAGACCGGGUUUCGAAGGAAUCAGUGCUGGAAAGUGGAGGGAAGUCCAACAGAACUUUUUACUUUCCACAUUUGACUGAAACUCCAAUCUCGCAGCCAAGAUGGGGAUCCCGUACAGUGCUUUGCGAGUGAAGGGGACCCCGACCCAAUAUGCGUCCAACAAGACGGCGGUUACGGCGGAUGUGACGGAGAUGGGAUUCGUCUUCGCCUUCCUCAUUAUCGCCUUUUCCUUUCUCAUCAUUCUGCCGGGAAUUCGGGGUAAACAGAGAUGGUUCACCCUGAUACGAUUUGUGGUGGCAAUGUUCAUAGGAGCUGGAAUAUUGUUAUCGGCUUGGGGCCAAGAGUGGGAGAGAGCGGAGAUCCUUGACACAGAAACGGCGUACAAGGCUUUCUACAAGGGUGAAAUCCACGCAGACAUUGGCGUCAAAAUUGGCCUCAACAGUGUCAACAUCACUCUAAAAGCUAAGGAUGGAAGCAUUGAAGAACACCCAGAUGAGAAAAUCAAUUACAACGAGCGCUUUAACUUCUGGGGUGGUCAGGGUCGGAGAGGAUUUGGCCGUUUUUCUGGCCGAAUCAACCGUGAGUUCCGUGAGGCCCAGUGGUCUGGCAAGCCCUUGCCUGUCCUGUGGAUCGCUGAGUACUUUGCUCUGGACGGGGAAGACAUUCGCUGGGGUCGCACCUACCGAACCGCUGGCUUCUACACCUGGAUCAUGGUCUGGACGGCCUUCCCUCUCUGGAUCCUGUCGAUGGCCCUGAGCUUCAUGGUGCUGCGCUACUGCGGCUACUUCCUGAUGAUGACCGGCGGUUUCUUGUGGCUCGGCAACAUCAUGUGGGCAGCGGUCCGCUUCGGCAGCACCAAUCUCAUCAUACCGUUCAGUAAAGAGAAGGUGCUCACCUUCAGCUACGGUCCCACGUUCUACCUGUGCUUUGUUGCUGGUCUGGUUGCUGUAGUCAGCGGUUUCAUUGUCUUCAUCAUGGACAUUCGUUUCCCCAAUGUGUUAACCACUUUCUUCAAUAUUGACCCUCUGGCCGAUUACGAGGAAACUUUUGUCUAUGACAAGAGCGCCGCCGCCGGCACCAGCAACGGUGCCUCCAAUGGCGGACCCGCCGACUCCGAAACGGUGGUGGCCAGCAAACCAAUGUAUCGCCAGCGGGCGCAGUCCCGCUUUGCCGUGUCCCGGCGUCGGCCACGCUCGUCGCUCGCGGAGGUGGCGGAGGAAGCUAAUGACACUCAUGACAAUGCUCCACCUGGCGAAAAGUCUCAGCCCUCCGAAAAGCCAGCGUCCGGCCCCGGCGAAAAUAUACUCCUCACGGAAAUCAAGGCGGAAGUCAGCACCUAACCACCAGCGGCAUUGAGAUGAAGGGCUUCGAUUCCAGCUUGACCGGCGUGGAGAACCCGACCCUUAAAGUUGAGGAUGCGUAGUGAGAAAACAAGUUUACAUGUAUCUCUCCCAUAGUUUUUAUAUUCCAACUUGGAAACCAUUUUUUGUCUGUUUUUUUUUUUGGUGUGACGUAUAAUUUCUACACAGAAUGUCACUUUGCUCUGCAAAUGUAGGUUCUUGACAUUUCUUGGACCCCUAGCUUUCUUUAAUGUUCAUGAGUUCACAUUAAUUUUGGUUUACGAAAUGGGCACUGUUGCAUUUCCUUUGAAGUAUGAGUAUCAAUUUUUUUUUAUAAAUGUAUAUUUUGUAUAAUGGGAGGAAAACUUCACGUUUGCAAUAUUGGUUUCUUUGAAAGAUGCUUUUAAGAGUGCUGAUACUUUUCAACUGUAGAGAAUUGUUAUGUGUACGGAAUAAAAAGAAAAUGUAAGUUCAAUGAAGGAAGAGGUUCUGGAGAAAUUAUAGAAUUGUAAGAGAUUUUAUUUCAGUGAGUUACGCUGCACAUUUUAACCGUGUAGGGAGAAAGAAUAUGAAUUGUAGUCAAAAUGACAUGAAGGCUUUGUAUAUGCUUGAUAGAAAUUGGUAAACUUAGUUAAACAAUAAAAGUUGAAAGGGGGGUGCAAAUGCGUUUUAAAAUAUCUCUUGUCUCCAAAAGAAGUCUUUUAUCAGUACUUUUGAUGUAACUUGCAGUUUUUAGAAGAAAGGAUAAUUUUGCAUUACUUCUUGAACUGUAUAGUGUUUUGAGUAACCAGUGUAUGUUAAUAUUUUGUAUGAUAUUUAAGCAGAUUUUAGUAUGACAUUUGAUAUUGAUAAAAGAAAUAAUCUAUACAGUUGCGCGGUGGUGGGGAUAAGCAUUUAUCAAGAAAUACAGGUCCUUAUGACUUUUGCAUUUUUAAAAAAUUAAAUUUAAAUAUUAAAUGACCAAACUAUUAAACUAGGCAGAAUAGAUAUGUGCUGCUUUGGAUAAAAUGCUACCUUAAAAGUCUGAAGAAUGGGUUCCAGUACUUUGUAUAAACUAAAAUAACUACUAUAAUGUACUCAUGCUUUUUCACCAUUUCAAUCUUUUUUUUAUGCAACAUGUACACAGUUUUGAGCCACCAAAUCCUCUAAAAUUUGAAUGCCUUGAAAUAUUACAAACUUGUGAAAAUGAAUUAAACUGCUGCAAAUUGCUGACUGCCUGGAUUGACCUGAAAUCUACAAAUAAAAAAAUUACAAUGGCCCGAUACUUCAGCCUUUGCAAGGCCUUCUUCAGAGGCAAAACUUGUGCACUUUUGUAUUACAGGUCUAUUGGCAUUGAUAUAUCUCAAAUUCUUUUUGCAAAUAAAAAUUUCUCAGUUAUGACGCAAACACGGGAAUAACAAUUUGAUAAAAGCAACUUCACGAGCGACGACCGGUCAACAUUUCUCACAAAUUUAUGAGCGCCCUUCUGGUCGAAUAUUGGUAGUGCAUUAAUAAUAAUAAUAAUAAUAAUAAUGAUGAACACUUGGUAAAGCGCCAGUAUCCGCCAGGCAUUAACCCCGAGUCAUUUCUUCAUGCGUCACAGGCUUGAUGUAGAGGCCCAUGCAUUGGGGAAAGCUUUGGGGAAAUGCGGAACGUUGGGAAAGUGCCAUGUCACACACCUGACCAAGCUUUUUGUAAAAUCAAACAAAGGGCUCAAAAAACACCGAGGCCGAUUUUGAAGGUUAUGCCAUGCCUGAAUGCACGUGGUCCAUAUUAUGAAGCGGCCAUCCUAUUUCCAGAACACUCUAUGCUUUAUACGUUUAACCAUGAAAUCCCGGAUACAAUUUUCAAGGCAAACUCAAAGUUUUUGUAAAAACUGAAUAUGGCAUUUGUUGAAAUUGCAUUUUUAAAGUUUUUGAUGUUUACUGUUUCCUUUUUUCCUGCUGCUGAAAGUUUUUCAAACAAAAUUUCCCAGAUAUGCCGCUUCAAAUGUUGCGUUUUGGGUUAAACGUAUUGUAAAAAACUACUUUUGUAUCUUGAUUUAGAGUAACUUCUUAACUUGUUUACUGAUAAUAACAACUUCUUGUUUUAAGGCAAAUUACUAUAGGUUCUUAUUAAAACAGACGAGGAAUUGUAUUUUUAAAUGAAA
This is a messenger RNA of Patiria miniata (bat star), 3796 nucleotides long. RefSeq names its product dual oxidase maturation factor 1-like. Gene Ontology annotation, cellular component: endoplasmic reticulum membrane. The record is from RefSeq and is a predicted model, not a curated record. Gene Ontology annotation, biological process: protein transport. Lineage: Eukaryota; Metazoa; Echinodermata; Asteroidea; Valvatida; Asterinidae. The coding region runs from base 430 to 1668 and encodes 412 amino acids. The transcript is spliced from 9 exons.